GCUGUACUGUGCUGUUUGUGGUUUGUGCAUAACAAAUGAUUGCGUUGUGUCUUGAAAAACCUGCUUCUGUCUUCUUGUCUAUGGAUUAAAAAAUAGACUAUUUUAGGUUGGUUAUUGAGAGGAAGAAUGGAUAGUGGAUUCCAGUGAGGUGAAAGAUUAGCUAGCAUAAUAAGUCUACCUACUAAUAUUAAACAGGUCAUCGGAGAAGUUGUGGAUGAAAAACCAAAGGCAGUAUCCAGAUCCGGAGAGCGUGCAAGGAAUAGCAGAAAUCGCCCUGUUGAAAUUGAAGUCUUUGAUCUACCCACAUUUUGUAUUAUCUAGCCGGACAGAUGGUGGAGUGCAUGCCCUAAAUACAUCUGCCCACUUCGAUCUUGAAAAGUAUGGGUCAAAUAUAUAUCACCCGGAUGCUAUAACAUUUCAAAUGAACAAAUUUUUCUACAAAAAUAACAUCAGCAUAUAUAUUAAAAAAUGUUUAAGAGUUGCUGAUGACUUUGAUGCGAGGCGCUGGGCUUUAGCUAGGAAAUACUUGUACAGGUUUGCAGUACUAAAGAAAGAUCUACCCGAGCACCAACACAUGUCAACUGUUAUCCCCAUAGAAGAAUGGAAAAGAUGUCAUUUUAUGAGGCUACCAAAUUUUGACAUUGAAAGAUUCAAAGAAGGUGCCAAAUACUUCCCUGGCUAUCACGACUUCUCAACGUUCAAGAAGUUCGACAAGCUCAAUCAGCACAAACACAACCGGCGCCUCCUGUACUCCUUCGACGUGAGGCCGGGCACCAGCCGGAGAGUGGCACAGUGUGGGGGUGAAGAACACUUUGAUUACUGGGAAGUUGAAAUCAGGGGACGUGCUUUUGUUCAUAACCAAAUUCGGCGGAUGAUAGGCACGUUGAUGAGUGUUGGCAUUGGAAAAAUUCCUCCAGAGGAAGUGAAGGUGAUGCUGCAGGUGCCUUCCAAGCACUCCUGGCACACUUUCACACAAAACUGUCCUCCCGAUGGCUUGUAUCUUUGUGACGUGGAAUAUAACCCUGAGGACCUAAUAUAUAAGACAAAACUUGAAGGCGCAACAAAUUUGCAGAGUGAUAUAGAAAGUGACAGUGAAUAAAGAUGAGUUUUCUUGAAAAGCUGAAGAAACAGAAGCAAAAAUUGAAAGAGACAGAAACAGUAGUGACCAGUGUAGACGGACAAAGACGUGUGGAGAAAGGAGAUGCUAAAACGAUUUCUAGUCUAACUCCAUGUCAUGGGUUUGUGGUUGAUACAAAACCUGACAAUAUUCCCAUAGAGAUUGUAGAUCAUUUGUUCAUAGGCUCGCAAGAUUGUACAGAUAAUAGUGUGUUGGAAGCAAACAAUAUAAGACAUGUGCUUAGUUUAGGAAUAAAUGUAGAUAUAGACAUUAAUCAUAAGUUUGUUGAAUGCUUAGAUCUUCCGGAAACGGAUGUGACAUCAAUUUUGAAGGAAUGCCUGCCAUUUGUUCACGAUGGCGUUAGAAAAAAGGAAAAUGUCUUGGUUCAUUGCAACGCGGGGGUGUCGAGGACCUCCCUGGUAGCGAUAGCGUAUUUGAUGCACUACCACAAUAUGGAGUUUGAGGAUGCGCACGCAGUCGUUAAAGAGAAACGACCGGCCAUACAACCUAACGCGGGAUUCAGAAAGCAAUUGAUGAAUUUCAAACCUGGAAACAUUAUUAAGUAAGGAGUCCACCUUAACAGUGUUUGGGCCUGACUGUGGAUAUUUCAAUGAUGAUAACUGGUGGACUGGGGAACAGUUUUAAUUCCUCAGAAUGAAGUAAAAUACGAAGGAAUAAAAACUAGAUACCAUACCAUAUUACGCACCAUAUUCCAUACCCAAUAUGACUUCAGGCCAAGGGAAAUAUAAUAAUUACCUAUUUAAAAUACAUCGCAAUAAAUUUGUCAGGCCAAUCUUCGCGGACAUCGCGCAGUACUAUAUUUAUCGCGAACAAUUGAUGUGAAGGCUGAAGGUGGGCAAGCGGGUUUUAAAAAGUUUUUUUUUAUUGUACCAGUUUUAAAUAAAACCAAAAUGUUCAUGAA
This is a messenger RNA of Plodia interpunctella (Indianmeal moth), 2039 nucleotides long. RefSeq lists its product as uncharacterized. Gene Ontology annotation, biological process: tRNA pseudouridine synthesis. Bases 215 to 1099 code for a protein of 294 amino acids. Gene Ontology annotation, molecular function: pseudouridine synthase activity; RNA binding. The record is from RefSeq and is a predicted model, not a curated record. NCBI's taxonomy places the organism in Eukaryota, Metazoa, Arthropoda, Insecta, Lepidoptera, Pyralidae. The transcript is spliced from 6 exons.